Molecule: messenger RNA, 2110 nt
Organism: Fukomys damarensis (Damara mole-rat)
Lineage: Eukaryota; Metazoa; Chordata; Mammalia; Rodentia; Bathyergidae
Gene: Uba3
Product: ubiquitin like modifier activating enzyme 3
Exons: 16
Coding region: 84-1412 (442 amino acids)
Biological process (GO): protein neddylation
Cellular component (GO): cytoplasm; nucleus
Molecular function (GO): NEDD8 activating enzyme activity
Source: RefSeq, a predicted model, not a curated record
UUCAUUUGGGGAAACCAUAAUAGUUGUAGGUGUGGCUUUUUCAUACUGAUCUUUGCAGCUGAAUUUACUGUGUUCUGUGCAGAAUGGCUGUUGAUGGUGGGUGUGGGGACACUGGAGACUGGGAAGGUCGCUGGAACCAUGUAAAGAAGUUCCUCGAGCGAUCUGGACCCUUCACACACCCUGAUUUCGAACCAAGCACUGAAUCUCUCCAGUUUUUGUUAGAUACAUGUAAAGUUCUAGUCAUUGGAGCUGGCGGCUUAGGAUGUGAGCUCCUGAAAAACCUGGCAUUGUCUGGUUUUAGACAGAUUCAUGUCAUAGACAUGGACACUAUAGAUGUUUCCAAUCUAAAUAGGCAGUUUUUAUUUAGGCCUAAAGAUGUUGGAAGACCUAAGGCUGAAGUCGCUGCAGAAUUUCUGAAUGAUAGAAUUCCUAAUUGUAAUGUUGUUCCACAUUUCAACAAGAUUCAAGACUUUAAUGACAUAUUCUAUCGACAAUUCCAUAUUAUUGUUUGUGGACUGGACUCUAUUAUAGCCAGAAGAUGGAUAAAUGGAAUGCUGAUAUCUCUUCUCAAUUAUGAAGAUGGUGUGUUAGAUCCAAGCUCCAUUGUCCCUAUGAUAGAUGGGGGUACAGAAGGUUUUAAAGGAAAUGCUCGGGUGAUUCUCCCUGGAAUGACUGCUUGCAUUGAAUGUACACUGGAACUUUAUCCACCACAGGUUAAUUUUCCCAUGUGCACCAUUGCAUCCAUGCCCAGGCUACCAGAGCAUUGUAUUGAGUAUGUAAGGAUGUUGCAGUGGCCUAAAGAACAGCCUUUUGGAGAAGGGGUUCCACUAGAUGGAGAUGAUCCGGAACAUAUUCAGUGGAUAUUUAAAAAAUCUGUAGAGAGAGCAUCACAAUAUAAUAUUAGAGGUGUUACAUAUAGACUCACUCAAGGGGUAGUAAAACGAAUCAUUCCGGCAGUAGCUUCCACAAAUGCAGUCAUUGCAGCUGUGUGUGCCACAGAGGUUUUUAAAAUAGCCACAAGUGCAUACAUUCCCCUUAAUAAUUACUUGGUAUUCAAUGAUGUGGAUGGGCUAUACACUUACACAUUUGAAGCAGAGAGAAAGGAGAGCUGCCCAGCUUGUAGCCAGCUUCCUCAAAACAUUCAGUUUUCUCCGUCAGCUCGAUUACAGGAGGUUUUGGAUUAUCUGACCAGUAGUGCUUCUCUGCAAAUGAAAUCUCCAGCUAUCACAGCUACAUUAGAAGGGAAAAAUAGGACACUUUACUUACAGUCAGUAACCUCUAUUGAAGAACGAACGAGGCCAAACCUUUCCAAAACUUUGAAAGAAUUAGGACUUGUUGAUGGACAAGAACUGGCAGUUGCCGAUGUCACCACACCACAGACUGUACUAUUCAAACUUCAUUUUACUUCUUAAAGAAAAUAAUCUGUAUAUAAUAGACAACUUAUGGAAAUAAUAUACUUCAUGGAUGCUAAGAAAUUGAAUUUGUCAUUUUUAGCAUUAGUGUUGCUGAAAUUUGACUUUUUUUUAAUAUAAUGAACUACUCUUUUUUUUUUUUUGAACUACUCUUUUUUAACUUUAUAACUUUCCCUUAAGAUGAAAUUUUGGGGUUGGUGCUUAUAAACGUGUCCGUUAGUGAUAUAUGAUGCCUGGAGAGAGAGAUUCUGAGUAAAUGUAAAGCUUGUAGAGGAGGAGGCAAACACUCUUCUAUGUGAAUUUUGUUAUUUUGGGUACUCACAUACACAAAAGGUGUCCCUUUAAAGGAAAGAAGGAAUUAAGUUUUAAGUAACUUUAAAUAUUACAACUUGACAUCCAGAGUAAAUUGAACAUAGGUUAUUACUCAAUGUAAUAUUCAUGUAAUUGUGGCUGUUUAAAUCAAUAUUAUAACAGUUUAUCUUGUCCAUAAUAAUUUGUAAGCAGUGUUAGAGUUGAAUACUUGUGCAUGGAAAUAGGGAGUAUUUUCAUGUAUGUAUUUGCAGUGCCAUAGAGGCCAUUAUGCACAAAUUUAAGCCAACAUGGCUGUUUAAAAAAAUUUUAAUGUUUAAACAGUUAUCAUUGUUGCUUUUGCACUAUUUAUUAAUAAAAUCAUAUGUUGCCUACUUUCACUGAUAUUU